Molecule: messenger RNA, 1444 nt
Organism: Silurus meridionalis
Lineage: Eukaryota; Metazoa; Chordata; Actinopteri; Siluriformes; Siluridae
Gene: leng1
Product: leukocyte receptor cluster (LRC) member 1
Exons: 5
Coding region: 309-1178 (289 amino acids)
Source: RefSeq, a predicted model, not a curated record
GCGUCGUGUUACGGCCACUUCCGGUGUUUUCCUGUCGCUGGUUUGCUACGACUUAAAAUGUUUGCUAGGAUUUUUUUUCAAUGAUAAUUUAAUUAGCGAAGUUUUUUCGAUGAGCGGAAACAAUUCAUUUAUUUACAAAAAGACUUAAACACGGACUGAGUGAACGAGUUCAGUCUUUCGACGCUAGCUAGCUAACGCCUGGCUAAUUCGCUCAUUGUCGCGGAUUAUAGGAAAAAACAUAUAUUUGGCUUUUAUUUGUGUAUUUUAUUGAAUUUUCGUUCGGGUUUUUUUUCGAGGUAUAUAAAAAAAUGAACAUUUUGCCGAAAAAAAGCUGGCACGUGCGCAACAAGGACAACGUCGCGCGCGUGCGCCGAGACGAGGAGCGCGCGGCCGCGGAGGAGAAAGAAGUCCGGCGGCGCGGCGAGCGCGCGGAGCAGGAGGCCCGGACGGCGUACCUGCGGAGGAAAUCGCGUGCGGCUCUGGAACUCUCGUCCGGACCCCAGGACGAGGGCGAGACCACCCGUGAGACCACCUGCGAGACCGUCCAUGAGACCGGCGGGACAGAGCAUCUCAACCUGUUCCCUCUGGAGGACUCGUCCGAGAAGAAAGGCAACGCUGAGUACCUGCGUGAGAAGAAAGAGGAGAAGGAGAAACAGGAGCGCGCUAUCGGCCUGUUGGUGUCUCUCGGCCCCGCCCCGGGUACGGAGGCCACGCCCUGGUACCUGAAGGAGAGACAGAGGGACAAAGACGCAGAAAAGGAGAGCGAGAGAGAAAAAGAGAGCGAGAGACGCGACAGGGGCAAAGGGAAGGGUAUAAGUGAGGAGGAGAAGGAGAAGAAAGAUCGGAAGUUAAAGGACCGUCUGGACCCUCUGAAGGACAUAAGGAAAGCUCUGGCAGUAAAAGACCGGAAAGAGAAGAAGCACAAGAAGAAGGAGAAGACGAGUGCAGGGAGCUCAAAAGAGCGACUGCGUGCGGAGCGACUGCAGAGGGAAGCGGAGGAGCGCAGACGAGCUCAGGCCCUGCUGGACAAGAGUCGGGGAGUGGGCGGAGCCACGGACGGACAGACCGAGCCGGCCGAGCGAGACAGACCGUACAACAGCGCGUACUUUCCCGAACUGGCACGCAAGAGACAGAGGAGAGACAAAGACAUCACCGACUUUCUGAACUCAUGCUCAUAGACUCAGGGGUCGUCUCGCAGACGUUUGUGCUCUAAAGUGAAGUAUUUGAUCCGUUCUUCGUUCUUCACCGGUUGGAAAUUUCUUCACGGUGCACUGAUGCUCAUUUCACAACAGCAUGAAUAUCAUAUUACUGGUAUAAACAUUAUUUAAUUUAAUGAUGAAGUUAUUUAUUAUAUAUUUGUAUAUAUAUAUAUCACAAAAAUGUCUGACUUGGUCUUUUGUUGUUGUUGUUUUUGUUUUACGGCCACAAAAAUCAAUAAAAUUGG